AUGCCAGAUCCACCUUUCCGGAUACUGUCGCGAGGCCCCUUUCUGUUCCUGGGUGUGCUCUUCUCAGCCUUGAAACAGGAAGUCCAUGAGCUGACUAGUCUGCGGAUGACCAAGCGAAGGUCGUCAGUUCCGUCGAUGCAGUCGUUCUGGACGUUGAAGGUUGGGGUGGCCGGCCGAAAAGGUGGGGUGGAUGGUCACAUCCAAAAGAUGCUCUACCGGAUGGUCCCGCCAGAUGUGGGCGCCAAAUCGGGCCCCACCCAGGAAAAGCACAGAUCCCCGGCAUACGCCCCACCCCGGGCCGGAAGCUGUCUACUGGGCCUCUUCCGUCUCCUGCAUCCUUCAUCAACUUCUGGCCUUCGGUCUCCAUCUACCAGUCCAGAUCCGGCACCCCGGUCACUCCACCUUUUCAUCGCUCAGUCUGGACCUGGUCUAGACCCCGGCUGCCAAAAGCCAACCGCCGGGCGUUUGCUCAUCUGGAAGCCGCAAGUGUGA
Messenger RNA from Colletotrichum tamarilloi, 492 nucleotides. RefSeq lists its product as uncharacterized. The record is from RefSeq and is a predicted model, not a curated record. Bases 1 to 492 code for a protein of 163 amino acids. Lineage: Eukaryota; Fungi; Ascomycota; Sordariomycetes; Glomerellales; Glomerellaceae. The transcript has 2 exons.